AGAUAAUGAAUUUAAUUUUAAUAUUGUAAUUAAACACCUUUUUUGGUGACAAAGAUGGCGGAUGUGAAGAGGGUUAGAACCAUUAAAAUCAAGACUGGCGUAGUGAAGAGGUUGUCGAAAGAGAAGAACAUGUACAUCAAAGAGGCUGAAAAACAAGAGGAGAAAAUCCAGAAAAUGACAGAAGAGGGUCGCGAUGAAUAUGACAUUCGUAAACAAAAAGAAGUGCUAGCAGAGUCACACAGUAUGAUACCAGACAUAGAAAGACAAUUAGAAAUGGCACAUAAUGAAUUAUCGAAAUUACUGGAAACAGAAACUGAUCUUGCUGACACGGAAGAAUACAAGGUUGCAACUGAGCUCUUAAAAACUAUAGCAGUUUGAAUGAGAAAGAACAUAAUACAAUACAAAAAUACAUAUAAAUAAUUGUGAUAGUGUCUAGUUAGUAAUAAUAGUUAAUUAACCAUCAUUAAUGAAGUUUUGAUUUUAA
Messenger RNA from Amphimedon queenslandica, 484 nucleotides. RefSeq names its product tubulin-specific chaperone A-like. Gene Ontology annotation, biological process: tubulin complex assembly; post-chaperonin tubulin folding pathway. The transcript is spliced from 4 exons. Gene Ontology annotation, cellular component: cytosol; microtubule cytoskeleton. Gene Ontology annotation, molecular function: beta-tubulin binding. Bases 55 to 378 code for a protein of 107 amino acids. The record is from RefSeq and is a predicted model, not a curated record. NCBI's taxonomy places the organism in Eukaryota, Metazoa, Porifera, Demospongiae, Haplosclerida, Niphatidae.